CAGCCGCGCUGCACCGCCCUCAGCAGCGCCGGCGUCCUCCCUCCCAUUCCCUCCCUUGCUCCCUUGGAAGCACCGCCCCAGCUCGCUGCUGGCGGCGGCUGUCACCAUGGGCCUGGCCGCGCUGCUGCUGCCGGCGCUGCUUUUGCCGCUGGCGGUGGCCGCGGGCGGCCCGGAGGUGCGCAGCCUGCGGGGGAGCUGGCGGCUCCGCAGCGGGAACGGCUCGGUGGCGCUCCGAGCGGAGGUGCCGGGCUGCGUGCACACCGCGCUGCUCGGCCGGGGCCUCAUCCAGGAUCCAUACUAUAGAUUUAAUGAUGUGAUGUACAGAUGGAUCUCACUAGAUAACUGGACUUACAGCAGGAUGUUCAAAACUCCUUUUGACAUCAGAAAGUGGCAGAAAGUGAAUUUGGUUUUUGAGGGAGUAGAUACAGUGGCACAGAUCCUGCUCAACAAUGUCACUCUCGGGAGAACAGACAACAUGUUCAACAGAUAUAGCUUUGAUAUUACCAGCAUGAUCCAGGAGGUCAAUUUUGUUGAAGUCCGUUUCUUGUCAGCCGUUUCAUAUGCAGCUGAGCAGAGCAGAUGUUACAAAGCACACAGCAUCCCCCCAGCGUGCCCUCCACCUGUGCAGAAAGGAGAGUGCCACGUUAAUUUCAUCAGAAAGGAGCAAUGCUCAUUUAGUUGGGAUUGGGGCCCUUCUUUUCCCACUCAAGGAAUCUGGAAAGAUGUUAGGAUUGAGGCCUAUAACCAUUAUCACCUGAUUUACUUUUCUAUAACUCCUUUCUUUGCAAAGAGUGCUCAGCAGUGGUAUCUUGAAGUCGAGUCUAUUUUUGAUGUAGUCAGCUCCAAGCCAAUUGCAGGUCUUGUGACUGUGAACAUCCCCAAGUUACAAACGCAGCAGACAUUCAGUGUGAAGCUUCAACCUGGAGAAGGCAGUAUUGUGCUGCUUGUAAACAUCAACAAGAGUGCUGCAGUGGAGGCUUGGUGGCCAAAUGGACAUGGAAAGCAAACUGGAUACAACAUGACAACAACUUUCAUGAUGGAGGCAGGAUGCCAGAUGGAGAAGUUUUCAAAGGUUUAUUUUCGGACAGUAGAACUUGUUCAGGAGCCUAUUCCUGGCUCACCAGGUCUGAGUUUCUACUUCAGAAUCAAUGGCCGACCCAUUUUUAUUAAGGGCUCAAACUGGAUUCCAGCAGAUUCUUUCCAGGACAGAGUGACCUAUGACACACUAAGGCUACUCUUGAAGUCUGCAGCAGAUGCUAACAUGAAUGCCCUUCGGGUUUGGGGAGGAGGAAUAUAUGAGCAAGAUGAAUUUUACGAUAUUUGUGAUGAAAUAGGAAUAAUGAUUUGGCAGGAUUUUAUGUUUGCGUGCGCGCUAUAUCCAACUGACCAGAAUUAUUUAGAAUCCGUAAGAGCAGAAGUUUCUCAUCAGGUGCGACGUUUAAAAUCUCAUCCAUCAAUUAUUCUUUGGAGUGGUAACAAUGAAAAUGAAGCAGCAAUUGCAAGCAACUGGUUCUCUAUACCUUAUUCUGACAUAGGAGUCUAUGUCAAAGACUACGUGAUGCUUUAUGUGAAGAACAUACGCAAAAUAGUCCUUAGUGAAGAUAAGAGUCGUCCUUUCAUUACAUCCAGUCCCACCAAUGGCUUGGAGUCAGUUAAGGAAGGCUGGCUCUCCCAGAAUCCUUAUGACACCCAUUAUGGUGACACACACUUUUAUGACUACAACAGUGACUGCUGGAACUGGACAGUGUAUCCUAAAACUCGUUUUGCUUCGGAGUAUGGAUUUCAGUCCUGGCCUUCCUUCAGUACAGUUGAAAAGGUUUCUUCCCCUGAGGACUGGUCCUACACAAGCAAUUUUUCUCUCCAUCGGCAGCAUCAUGAAGGUGGCAAUAUUCAGAUGCUUCAAGAGAUUGGGCGUCAUUUCAAGCUUCCCCAGAGCUCAGAUCCUGUAAAGCAGUUCAAAGAUAUGAUUUACCUCACUCAGGUGAUGCAGGCUCAGUGUAUAAAGACAGAAACUGAAUUCUAUCGUUUUAGUCAAAGUGAAAUAAUUAAUGGAGAAGGACACACAAUGGGAGCUCUGUACUGGCAACUCAAUGACAUUUGGCAGGCUCCUUCAUGGGCUUCCUUGGAGUAUGGUGGUAAGUGGAAACUGCUCCAUUAUUUUGCCCAGAACUUCUUUGCACCACUGCUGCCUGUGGCCUAUGAAGAUAAAGGGAUGUUGCACAUUUAUGGUGUCUCAGAUCUUCAUGAGGACCACAAGCUGACUUUGAGGGUCGUUGUGCACGCCUGGAGCUCUUUGGAGCCCGUAUGCACCCUUGCCAAAGAAGGUGUGACUGUUAAAGCACAGAGUGCUGUCCCCAUCUACAAGGAGUCCAUCAGUGACCUUCUGGAAAGAUGCAGAAAUUGUACCAGGAGAAGCUGUGUUAUUACUUUCUGUCUCGUGGGAGGAGAUGGGCUCCGGAGUCCUACAAACCAUUACUUCCUUUCAUCACUCAAGGAUGCUGUGGGAUUAGAGAAGACCCAGCUUCGUGCCUCUGUAUCCCAACAAGAUGACAUUUAUGUAUUUGUUCUUCAGACCACUGCAAUUGCUCCUUUUGUUACUCUGGAUGUUGGGAGUAUAAAAGGCAGAUUUAGUGAUAAUGGUUUCCUCAUGACUGAAAAGAAGAAAAUGGUUGUGUUUUAUCCUUGGGAACCUACCAGUGCUGAAGAGCUAAAAAGUUCACUAAUCUUGACCUCCCUACUGGAUGUUGUCUGAGAAUACUUCAUUUCCUUCUAAAUAAAGAAGGAAACAAGAGGAGAUAAAAAAAUAAGAAGAAUUUGGCUGAAGCUGAAGUGACACGCACUGUGAGCUUGCUGAAGAGCACACUGUCUCUUCCUGUCAUGUGAAUUUUAACUGCUGAUUCAAUGUAAAGAUAACAACAGCAAAGUUUACAUAUAAUAUAUGUGGUGUAUUGAAAGCACAGCCAUUUUUUUUUCUGGUUUCACUAUGCAAUAAGUGGAGAUUCAUUUUAGGAUAACAGCAAGGUAUGCUGAGGGCAAGGGAGAAGGACAGGGAGUGAAGCUGGGACUACCUCCAAUAGGCCACCAAGCCAUUCCAUGGGCAGGUUGCUAAACAUUUGGCUUCUGUGUCACCUGUGGUUUGAAAUACAGCUGGGAUCUUGCUGGGGCUCCACAAGCAUCCUCUGUCCACCCAGGCAAAUUCUAAUUUUCCUGCAAAGCAGAAUCAGCAUGACAAUAGGUGGAGUUUGAAGAGUUCUGUCCCUGAUGUCCCUUGCUGUUGUGGAAGCAGCACGUGGGCAUUACUUGCUGGUGGUGUGGGGGGUCUGGAGCACGUGUGGGGGGAGCAGCUCUGUGUUCCACUGGAGAACUCAGACUCGAGUACUGAUCACAGUUGUAAUGAACAUGUUGAUGCUUUGGUGUUAACCAAAACUGACAUACUCCUGAGCAAGAGGAAGAACUUGUAGAUGAAAGGGAAAUGAUUAAUUAGGAGUUUCUUACAAAUGCUUUAUUGGGUCACCAAAACAACUAACUGCAGUUGCAUCUGGUUCAAAACAAGUCCUAAUUAAAAGAAGACAUGAAAACAAUCAAAAUAUGGAUGUGUAUAUGCCAAUGUUUAUAGAUUUUUAAAAAUAGGGAAAAUGACAGUCAUGAGUAAAACCUAACAAUUGCAGGCAUUGACAAAGGAAAUUAAAAAGCUAUUCUGAGAGGCAUCAUGGGCUAAGAAUACCAGAAAAAUAAUUCUGUUUUUUCUGGCGUCCUGGAAUCAAGGUGGAAUCAAAACAGCAGUAAAGUCAAUAUAAAGUAAAAAAAAAAAAAAAGUGGAGAAAAUAUGAUUAUUAGCUACUGCUGCAGUGUAUUAGGAAGAGGGUAAGUCUCGAUGUCUUUCUUUUACAUUGAUGGAGAAAUGUCGCUUCCAGCAACAUCUAGAUAGACUUUCAAAAUGACACUUAGUAGUGUUAAAUAAAUAAGACUUUGGAGGAAUCACUUGUUUACAGACAAUCAAGAGACCUAUCUGGAGAUCAGUGAUAUUUGUUCGUCUCAGCUUAUCAGUGAAGUCUGAGAUGUGUAGAAAAACUUUUGGAUUCCCAGAAACAAAACCCGUUCAUUAAUUUGGAUAGCUGUGACCUCAUCUAGCCUGUCACAAUUUUUAGGUAAAAUCUUGAAAGAAAUGAUGUGGUACAUGAUUAAUAAGCGAUGAAGUGGCUAUACAAAUGAAUUCUGCCAACACAGUUGUACAUAACAGCAUUCUAUUAUUUUUUUUUCCCUAUUGCUUUCUGCAAUUACCAGAUUGACAGAGCAGAGUUUGGGCGAUUUUUAAAAUUAUUGCUGUUUUUGAAGGUCAGGAGCUCCCUGAGGAGUAGGUCUCUUCUUUCUCACUGAAAAUCUUUCAUUCAGCACUAAGUGCCAUUAUGAAAGAUUAGCAAUUGCUUUAGCCAAAUACUUGAACUCAAAACAGAAUUUAAAGGGGAAGGUUGACUGCCAUUAUUGUUUUAAUAUCCUUAAUAUGUUGUUUUGGUUUCCUGGUGUUGUAGUAGGUGUAUAUUUACAGAAGCUGUUCUCUCACCAUGCAGCAGUGGCUGUAAGGUGUGUUUUGGUUAACCAGUGGUACUUUAGCAGUGGCAUCGUGUGCUAUACUGGUUACAUUGCUCUGCCUUUGUCUCAGAUCGGGGCAGAGAUGGGAAGGCAGCACUGGUAUCCUGCCCUCCUAUCCACACACCCAUCUUGCCAGCUGAGUGUUGUUACAGCUGCAGCAGCACCUGUAUUGCCAAUUGUGUUUGAUGGGGGUUUGGCAGCAGGAGCCUUAGGAGAGUAUUUGGUAGGUGUGGUGCUUGUCCUCAGUAUCACUACAUUAUUGGUGGCAGCAAUAGAGGGGACUGGUGUUCUUUCAUUGGUGCCUUUCAUUGGGGACUGGUGUUCUACUGUCAGUGUUCUUUCAUUGCUGCCUUGCAGUCUUGUUAAGUACCAGUGAAUUCUCUUGUGCUGAUGGCUUUUGUUUGCUCCUGGGCCAGUCUGGGCUGUUCUCCACUGAUGGCAAAAGCAGCAGCCAGAGUGCCCUACAGCCAUGAUAAAUGCCCUUCCAGAACAGAACUCGAGAACAGUUUUGGGCAGAAAACUGUAUGGUGUUGGCUAAUCUGUUGCCCUAAAAUCAUUCUCUGGCUGGGAUUUAACUGUGAACACAUUCUGGGCUUGCAGAGACCAUUUUGAGCUUUGGAGGACACCUGUUUGUACUUUUUGACACACAAGGAAGACUUUUUUUGCUCCAGUUUACUGAAGCGUGUCCUUGGAAGCUUUUUCAAGUUCUGCAUCUUCUCCAGGAAAGAAGCAUUCGAAUGUAUCUAAAAAUUGCUCUCUAAGAGGAGUCUCGAAGCCAGCAAAAGUUUGGACUGUGCCAUUUGCCAUUACUCUAGAACUGCUUUAUUUCAUCCAGACAUGAUCAUCCAGAAAGGGCAGACGCUGUGGAUGGUGGGCAAUGGAGAAAAGACAGUUCCUACACCACUACAUGUAGGUAAGAUCUUUAUCCUUCUUGCAAUCCACAGAAUCUCAGAAUGCUGCCUAGAGCUUCCCACUACCAGUGAUUUCCAGGUUUGUACAUACAUACCAAGAUGAUGCCAGGAAACGUACAGCUGUAGCAGCCAAUCUAAAAUCAGGAGCAGUUUAACUUUCUGAAUCAUUCAUUUUAUGUGAAAUGUAGAGAAAACCUGAAGAGAUCUAUUGUCACAACUUUUGCUGCUUUCCACAAGUUUCUGAUGUUUAUUACUGCAGCAGAGUAGCAGAAUAACAGAGUGAGCUCUCUUCCACUGCACAUACAGAUAGAGGUUUCUCUCUAUAAGCCAUGUGUAGACAGACACGCUCAGUAGUAUUUUUCUAUCUCUAAACAAAGGGAAAAAAACUAAAAAGAUUAAAGCCUUUUUAUUAAAUGCACUGAAACUGAGAAGCUGCCAGACUGUCAUUUAAUACACUUCCCUACACAGGGCCUAGGGGACCUCCUGUGUAUGAUCAUUAACCUGAUAAACAGCUAUUAUGCAACAACAUCUGGUCAUGAAGGGCUUUAAGGAAAUUUAGAUCCAGGUGGUUUAAAAGCAGAGCCGGUCAGAACUAAGCUAAAAGGUGUGCAUAACAACCAGGGUGCCCUGGUGACCUGCAGGAUUGUAGAAAUCUCAGUAAAAAUCUCUGUCAGCCACCUGAACUGUGUUGGAAAUUCUUUGGAAGCAGAAGGUGUGUUUUACUCAAACAGCUCUCCUGGGGCUCAAAAAGCCCUUCCACUCCUGGAAUAUGAGAACCUUUGCCUCUUUCUAUUAGAGCUGGAAUACAACUAGAACACUGGAGAAGUACAUUAAUUGAACAAAAAUCUAUAUGCCUUAGACACUGCCUAGAUGAGGGUUAUAGAUAGAAGAACUGAAAGACAGAAUGGCAGUUUUACUAUUACUCAUCUUCUCUGGAAGUAAUUAAUGUUCUCAGUAAUUCAGCUGGGUUAUAAAAUUAAUUCACAAGUUUUUUUUCAUUAGUCAUAGUUCAAUUCAUUACAGCAGCUACCACUCUAAACGUAACCAUUUUCAAAGUUUAUUUUGAUUCAUUUUCUCAGGAGUGACACUGAGGUUACUGAAGACUGAGCUGAGCCAAGAACCACCCUGCCAACUCUCCAUCUUUGUGUCACAAAUACUGGCUAGAAGUAAGUGACAAUGACCCUCUUGGCUAUUUCACCAUGAACUCUGAUGCCUGUUCUGUUUAGUUGGGCCAACAUAAAUUACAGGACACUCACCAUCUCAGAACUGAUGUCAGACAAGAAGAAACACUGCUCAUGAGCACAAUUACUACCAGAGAUUCUAGACAGCCCAAAGGAGAGCUGUCUCAUCAGAAAUUUGCUGAGACACUAAAUAGUUGGUUUCAGUGUAAAUUAUUCUAUACUGCCAUAAUGAUGAGAACUAAAACAAGGAAGAGGCUUUAAUCUCAAAGCAGAGCUGCAGUAGCUAUUGGUCCUGCUCUCCCUCCAUAAAAAAUACUUUAGCUUUAAGACAGGUGGCUUGCAAACUUACAUUUAUUUUAGUGCUUGGAAAUCAGCAUGAUCUUGUAUCAAUGCCUAAAACUGCAUCUAAUUCUUCAACACCACUUGAAAAGUAAUGUAAAAAUCCCAGCAAGCACAGACAGGAGAAUUAAUUUUGGGGUUUUAUUAUAAAAGUAAAAUAAAAAAAGCAUUUAAAAAGCACGCUUGUUCAAAAAGGAACAGAUAUAAAAAAUUAUUUACAAGUAGGAAAAUGUCAAACUUGAAAAAAAUUUUGAAUAAGAGGCACCAAAAUUAAGUUUAAAUACAUUAUUUGAAAUAUACAAGAUUCUUUCAGGCUUCUCUUUUUACGCCAAGUUGUCACUGUUGUGAUUAAAGUAAUAAUUUUUCUUUGCCAGCUAUUUUAUAAGAUGCUUGCAUGCAACUCUGCUGCAAGAAUUAUGAAGAGAGCAGCUAGAUACUGUAUCCUCUGAUUGCUCGUGUGCUUAACCUCUUUAGUAAGUUUAUAUUAUUCAUUAACAACUUCUUUUUUAUCUGUAAAAGAAAAUCCUCACAGACCAGAGAAGCUCAGUCAGUCUUGCACAGCAUCCAGACCUGUGUAUUAAUGCAGCAGUGGAGCCCUGGUUGUUGUAAAUGGCUUGUAAAUGAACACAAUUAAAUGUACUUGAGGAAGGAAGCAGUGGCUAGGAGUCACAUGCUACAGUUGCCAUUUGUUCGGGUUCAGGUGGGAUUCUUCCAGUGCACUUUUGGUUGUGAGUUCCCUUCCCGCUGGCCAGGACACUGAAAAUGUCCCAUUUGUUCCUGUAAUUGCAUAUUGCUAAUUGAAGAUCACUAGUCAGCUAUGUAAUUGCUUUGCCCUGAACUUUCAUGUCCAUAGCCCAGGGCCAUUUUGCCAAGUGUUAGUGAGGACUUGCUGGUCAGAGAGUCUGAGGAAGUGAAGCUCAGCUUGCGGAAGGAGGUCUCCACACCACUGUCACAGGUACUUUCGAGGUCUUGGAAUCUGCUAUUAAAGAGCUCACCUGAGGGACAGAGAAAAGGGAAACAUCAUCAUUUGUGUGGCUUAAGCAAGGUUGCUUAAAAGAGAAAAGCCUAAGGAAUACCAACCACGAGGGUUAAACUCUUCUAUAGGAAAAUAAGUCUAAUGUGAGGUAUUGUAAUAGGAAAAGCUGUACUGAACGUUUCCAGGCAACUAAAGCAUGUGAUCUUACGUACUGCUGGCAGAGAUCAGCUUGCAGUUGGAGUUCAGAUGGGAUUAGAAGCCUGGUGCUCUGCUGACACUAAUGCUGUCAGUGCACUUGGGUCAGAACUCUGCCCAACUGUGGUGAGCACAGGGCAGAAGGUUCUCUGGCUUUCAGAGUCACACUCUGUGCAAGUGUACAACUCCAGGAGGAGGCUCCUAAAACUUCUAAUUCAUGUUAUUUCAACUUACAGAUUUCUUUUUGAGACAAACACUUGAAGAGCUUUUAUCUAGUAAGUGACCCCAAAAUAGGAACAAGGCAGUAGCCUCUAUACCUGUGCAGGAUCCACAGAAGGAGUGCCUGACUGCAAGAGCUGAAACUGAAGGUACAAUGUGGGAUCCGUGUGACUAAAACAGUGGAGGUAUGUUAAGAGUUCAGUCUUGUUUUUCUAAAUAAACAUCUUAAAAUAAACUAUAUGAUGCCCUCCAUGUUGCAGAGGGAGCAGAACCUCUCUUACCCUUCAAGAUGAAUCUAAAUGGGCAAUAUGUGUACAAGCACAUCUUUGGGUGGGUGUGAAGGUUUAUUCAUGACUGACCAAACAGUUUUCUAUAAGAAGAGAAUAAACUGGCACUGUUAGAAUGGAA
Taeniopygia guttata (zebra finch) is the source of this 8819-nucleotide messenger RNA. RefSeq names its product mannosidase beta (gene MANBA). Gene Ontology annotation, biological process: glycoprotein catabolic process; carbohydrate metabolic process. The record is from RefSeq and is a predicted model, not a curated record. Lineage: Eukaryota; Metazoa; Chordata; Aves; Passeriformes; Estrildidae. Gene Ontology annotation, molecular function: beta-mannosidase activity.